Messenger RNA from Hermetia illucens (black soldier fly), 1495 nucleotides. Its product is annotated as odorant receptor 33b-like. The transcript is spliced from 3 exons. Gene Ontology annotation, biological process: sensory perception of smell; detection of chemical stimulus involved in sensory perception of smell. Gene Ontology annotation, cellular component: plasma membrane. Gene Ontology annotation, molecular function: odorant binding; olfactory receptor activity. The record is from RefSeq and is a predicted model, not a curated record. The coding region runs from base 2 to 1141 and encodes 379 amino acids. Lineage: Eukaryota; Metazoa; Arthropoda; Insecta; Diptera; Stratiomyidae.
CAUGUCGAACAAAGUGCAGGUCACGAAACAAGUUGUAAGUAGUGAUGCUUUUAGGUUUCAUUUUAGAUUUUGGAAAACCCUUGGCGUCUAUCCCGUCAAUGGUUCCAACACUCUAUGUGUUGCGAUCAUAGCCAUAAGCGCCAGUUUACCAAUAGGUAUGACAAUUCUUCUGUUCAAACUGGACCGUUUGAAGGAUAUCUUUUCGAAUUUGUCCCUGAAUAUUACUACGAUCGCAAUCAUUCUGAAAUUCGCGAAUAUCUUGUUUAGACGACGAAAUAUUCUGGAUGUAAAUAGUUGGGUUCAUCAGUUGGAUACUCGCGCCACGUCUGCAGACGAGCAGGAGUGUCUCAGAUCGGCAAUUCAUACCGCACGUAAAAUGUUUCAUGUGACGUGUACCAUGUUCACUGGAGCAGUUAUUUUAGGCGAACUCGGAGCUCUUCUUUCACAUGAAAAGACACUGGUGUGUUCUUCUUGGUAUCCUUUUGAUUGGCAUCAUUCCACUUGGAAAUAUUGGAUUGCACAUGUGCACCAGAUUGUAGUGUUUGUAAUAUAUAUAUUACAGGAUGUAUCUAAUGAUACUUUCCCAGCCAUUUAUAUGCUUGUACUAACGGCCCAUGUGAAAACUCUAAACAUUCGAAUCAGGAGAUUGGGUGUACACGUAACUGAGUCCUGGCAAGCCACCAAUGAGGAACUACGACAGUGUAUCAAAGAUCAGCAAAUGCUAGUAGAGUAUUUCCAUACGGUCCGAAAAGUCACUUCAGCUGCAAUUUUCGUUCAGUUUUUUGUUACUGGUAUGGAAGCCUGCAUCACUGCUGUUUGUGUAUUCUGCGUUGAAGGCAAUUUAUUUGAACUAAUGUUCCUCGGAGAAUACUUCUUCUGCGUAAUUCUGGAAAUAUUCCUUUACUGUUAUUUUGGUGAUGAACUUGUGCACGAGAGUGGACGGAUAACUGAAGCAAUUUAUUCCUGCAACAGGAUGGACCAAAACAGAAGUUUCAAAAGAAAUUUGGUGAUUUUUAUGCAAUCAACACAGGAGAGUAUGACCAUUAUUGCUGGAGGAAUUUUUUCAGUCAAUUUAUCAACUUUUGUUUCGGUUUUAAAAAGUUCAUACUCGCUAUUCGCUCUGUUGAUGAGUAUGACAUAAUACGUAUUGAUAAGAAACGUUCAUAGAAGGGUUGAGUUGAGGAACAACAUCAUUUUCACAUUUUUUUUGGAAACCUUUCAAAAUACGGAAAAAAAAUAUUUUUGGGUUUUUCCAACAGAUUUAGGUUAUAGGCAUUAUUGGAGACGCGCAACUACUACAGGGAAGUGUAACCAUUACAAAAGCAAGUUGGUAUAGGAUGCUUCGGAUACAGAGGUUUUUGGGUUCAUCUUACGCGGAAAACUUUCUGUGCACAUUUUUUCAUUCUACAUAGUUAAAAUUUCAAAAUAUCCCUUCAUAUGUUUCCAAACCCUAAAAUAUAUGUACAAGUUAAUUAAAAUGGAUUGAUUGUUGGAA